CUUAGCAAUUUUGUCAACAAUAUGGCGGCUCGAUAUCGCAAACCAUGAAAGCUACACGAAAACUGCGAAAAACAUUGAGAUUAAGAGUUUCAAACAAUGACACACUUACAGCAGGAAUGUGAAAGAUAUUAACCUUCAAAUCACCAUGGAGGUAAGGCAAGAUACAGAGCUAACCAACCCCAGUAUGACGAGUAUUGUGGAGGAAGCUGAGCCAGAGGCUGCUAAGGAGGAAUACUACUCUGAACCCAGAGUAAGCCCUGUCGAAAUGGAGCUCUCAGAAAUCUCAGAUUCAACUGUUGGUAAAAAGAAAAUGGUUAACAUUCACCAGUUUUAUCCUCAACUAGAACAUACUUUUACAAAAUCCUCCACAAUAUUUGCAGAGGAACAAGACAAGCGAACAGAGGAAGCAAUGAAAGAAAUAGUGGAUGAGUCAACAUUUACCAAUUCAGACAAAGAACUUAGUAGUGCUUCACAGUUGUUGCAGCUGGAGGACACUUCUCUGGUUCAGAUGCCAAGCAAUUCCACAACAGAUGUAACUGAUCCGCAGGCAUCUAAAACUGAUGUGACUGAUGGUGCAAGUGGUGAUGCCGGGACCUCAAAAGAGGACGAUAACAAUUCUGCUGCAGAUAAAAAGCCAUUUCAGUCAACUAUGUUUUAUGGGCCUGCCACUGUGUUUAGUACGACAGUAAGUGAGGACAUGCUAGACAAGGCGAGGGCCAGGCGAUGGACCCGCAACAGUAUAUUCAAGACAGAGGACUGGGGGCCUGUACAGAAAUACUCCACAGGCAUGCAGGAUAUCAUAGAGAGGAAGGCAGCAGAGCAUUUUACAAAAGCAAUGUUGUUAAAGGCCAGUGGUGACCACCAGGGGUGUAUAAAUGCUGUAAACAAAGCCAUGGGACUGGUGCCAGACAUACCCAAAUACCACGUGGCACGGGCCGAGGCCUACAUUCAGUUGUGUGAUUUCAAGUCAGCCAUUUUGAACUACAAAAAGGCAUGUCUUCUUGAAGCAAACAAUGACGGAUAUUACUCACGGUUGUCAUUUCUUUAUUACUUCCAAGGACAGACAUUGUUUGACCAGAGACUUUAUCCUGAGGCUUUAGAAUGUUUUUCUAGUGCUGCUGAAAUGAACCCUGAUAAUGUAGGAUACCAUAUACGAAGCAUCACUUGUCUAGCUGCCCUCCAGAGACAUGGCGAGUGUCUGGCCCUGGUGAACAAACGACUAGAAACAGAGGUCAACAAUCCUGACCUAUACAUAAUGAGGGCCCGCUUACACGAGAUGUUUAGGAAUACAACCCUGUGUUACUAUGACAUAAAGGAUGCCCUAUCACUAGAUGAGGGCCAUGUAGAGGCCCAGAAGAUGAUGGCCCAUCUAGAACGCCGUGCCCAGGAGAACAAAGCCCAGGCAACACAGCUCAACCUGGCUGGCAAACACAGGGAGGCCCUUCAGAAGAUUUCCAUCGCCAUAGAAACCAACCCUAACAUGGCAGACUUCGAUGUCCUCAGAGGUACCCUCCACCGGAAACUGGGUGAUUUUAAUGCAGCUAUCGAUGAUUUCCUGCUCGCCCUGGACAAAUGUGACCACAACGAAGAGAGCCAAGUCUAUCUGGACUCUCAAAGACAACUGCUCCUUACUUACAAUGACUUCGCUGUCGAGUGCUUCACCAAAGGAUUCUACGAGGAAUCCAUUAUUCUCCUAAAUAAGGCCAUCAAGGGAGAGAAGCGAGAGAAGGGGCUCUAUAUUAACAGGGGAGAUUGUUUUUUCCGGCAGAAUGACUACAACUUCGCGUUACAGGACUACAACCAAGCAUUAGAGAUAGACCCAAAUGAUGCUGCCGUCCAGGCAAGGAUAUCGGUGAUCUUUAACGAGUAUGGAGUGACAGCUUACCAGGACAAAAACUACCCGGAGGCUGAUUCCAAGUUUACAGAAGCCCUAAAACACAACCCCAAAGUAGGACAAUACUAUAUCUCUCGGGCAAGGGCACGCUACAUGUUGGAGAGUAUGGUCGGGGCCAGACAGGACCUGUUGAUGGGAUUGCUGUUGGAUCCGUCCAAUGAGGAUGUGAUAUCUAUCCUGUCGCGCCUCUUUCCCGGUAAAUCAGUGGCGGACGUGAUCAACAGUCGUGCCGCUGACACUGCCAAACUUGCCCUCAAAGCCGUGUUGUUCCCACCUCAGAAAAGGUCGAUGGAGUCGAAGAGGAUGGCUGCCAUGGAGGUGACAUUCGAUGAAGGUAUGCCAAGUGGACAGCCACCACCUCCCUCUGCAGUGAGGACUGACUGGAGUCAGGCAGACUCUGAUGUAUCACAGCAAGACAAACCUGGCCCACCAGCCCUUCAGCGACUCAAGACAUGCAUGACUGAACAGGACUUUGCUCUUGUACUAAUGGAGGGAAAGAAACAGGUACAUAUAGUCAAAAGUCAGUUUCAGGCAUUUCCCUUAAAAUUUGAAAAGUCUUUAAAUAUGACUUCAGUUGUGCAAAGAUACCUGGGAUUUGGACCUUGUUUUUUUUCCAUUUU
This is a messenger RNA of Mizuhopecten yessoensis (Yesso scallop), 2514 nucleotides long. RefSeq names its product tetratricopeptide repeat protein 16-like. The record is from RefSeq and is a predicted model, not a curated record. The annotation marks the transcript as partial. Lineage: Eukaryota; Metazoa; Mollusca; Bivalvia; Pectinida; Pectinidae. Gene Ontology annotation, molecular function: protein binding. The transcript has 12 exons.